GCGGUUGCUGCAUGGGAGGGAGAGGGAGGGGGAGAGGGAGAGGGAGAGGGAGGAGAGGGAGGUCACCACUCGACGCCACAUCAGGAUCCAGAUCAUGGACGUUGCGGCGAUGGAUGUGGGUCGGAGCAAUGAGGCGCGGCUCUCUGAUGUGUACUCUGAUACGGCUCUGUUCCCCGAGUACGACCCUGUGCCCCUCGCGGGUCUGGUGGGUACCCCGAGUGUCCACCUCGUUGGCUACGCAGAGACCACCGGCAAGCUCUCGUCCGGCGAGACGCUCCCACUGGCAGACGUCCCGCUCGCUGCCCUGACAGAGCGUGCAGAGAUUGCUUUUGCGGCUGGGCAGUACGAGCAGGCGAAGGAGCUGUAUGCGGCUGCUGCUGGUCAGGUCGGCAGCGAUACGCCGCGGGUGCUGCGGGCAGCGCUGGCGUUUAAUGCCGGAGUGGUGGCAGAGGAGCUGGAUGACGAAGCGUCUGCAGCAGAUGCAUACAUGGUGGCGGUGGGCGAGCUUGAUGCGCUGGUGGCCAGCGGCGAGGAUGUGGAGGGAGCCGGCGAUCAGCUGGUGAUUGCGGCCCGCGCUCUCGGACUUGUGCUGAUGUCCGAGGGCCGGACCGAGGAGGCGUACGCACUGCUGCAGUCGUCGCGGGCGGCGGGCGACGGCGGGGUGCUGUUUGUGCUCGCCACGCUGGCGCGGAUGCUUGGCAUGACGACGGCUUCGAUGGAGCACAUGUGCCAGCUGCUGGUGGCUGUGGCGCCAGGGGUUCUCGACUCUGUGGCGCUCGGUGCCAACGAGCUCGGCGCAUGGCUCAAGAACGCGCCAGCGUCGGCGCAGGCUCUUUGGCUUUUUACCGUCGACGCCUGUGUGUGCGAUGGCUACGUGGAGGAGGCCGAGUUUCUGCUCACCCUCCUAGCCGCCGGCAUCGACGCCGCUUUUGGCCCGUCGUCGGUCGAGGCCAACGCCAUGACCAUGGAGCAGGUCUCUUUCUACGAUCGCGAGGGCAAGGAGCCGGCCCAUCCCCCGGAGAUCAUGUCGGGCUUUACCCGCCCGGCCAUGCCUUAUGCGCUCUCCCGGGCCGAGGCUGUGCUCUCGCGCGGCAGUGCCGGCAAGUGGUGCCUGCGCGUGGCGGCACCGGCGGCUAUUCUGCCGCCGGGCAAAGGCGCGCACGUCCUCGAGCUUGAUGCUGUCGAGAUGACCGAGGCGGGCGCAGCAGCUGCAGCCGCCGCCAUUUGCACAGCCACUGCCGAGACGACGAGCCUCUUUGACCUGUGGCUCUACGCCGAGGCGCCGACGGGCGCCUUCCCGCUCGACUUUGUCAAGCACCUCGCCACCGCCCUCGCGGCCGACAACGUCGGAACUCGGGUCUGCACUGCGCAGCCCAGUGUACGCAAGGCAUCGCCAUCAGCGUCGCCAUCAGCGUCGCCGUCGGCCUCUUGAGAGGCGAGGAAAUGACUCGGGGGCUUCGACUCGCUUCGAGAAACUGAUUUGCGUGAGAGGUCGAGACUCGUCCAGAAGGCUUGUUGGCGCAGUAAAACCGGCGUGAUCCAG
This is a messenger RNA of Thecamonas trahens ATCC 50062, 1543 nucleotides long. RefSeq lists its product as uncharacterized. The transcript has 2 exons. Gene Ontology annotation, molecular function: protein binding. NCBI's taxonomy places the organism in Eukaryota, Apusomonadida, Apusomonadidae. The coding region runs from base 95 to 1432 and encodes 445 amino acids. The record is from RefSeq and is a predicted model, not a curated record.